AUGUUCGAUCCCGCCGCGGCACCCGCAGGGAUGAGCGAUGGAGGGGCCGAGCCCGGCGGGAGCCCCGUCCUACGGGCCGAGCCCUCCGCUACCGGGCGGUCCCGGGAGAAGGCACGGACCCGGGCGGAGCUGGAGAACGCCCUGCGCAGCGGCGGCGGCGGCGGCUUCAAGGACAUCCCAGGAACGUCGUCGGUCAGCCCCGGUUCCUCCAAGGAGUGCGCUCCGGACAGCGAGAGCCCGGCGGGAACCGGCGAGGCGGAUUACUGCCGCCGCAUCCUGGUGCGAGAUGCCAAAGGAACGAUCCGGGAGAUCGUGCUUCCCAAGGGCCUGGACCUGGACCGGCCCAAGCGGACACGAACAUCCUUCACUGCGGAGCAGCUCUACCGCCUGGAGCUGGAAUUCCAGCGCUGCCAGUACGUGGUGGGCCGGGAGCGCACGGAGCUGGCGCGGCAGCUCAACCUCUCCGAGACCCAGGUGAAGGUCUGGUUCCAGAACCGCCGCACGAAGCAGAAGAAGGACCAGAGCCGGGACUCAGAGAAACGCUCCGCCACCACCUCCGAGUCCUUCGCUACCUGCAACAUCCUGCGGCUGCUGGAGCAGGGCCGGCUCCUGCCCGUCCCGGCCCCCCCCAGCCUCCUCUCUCCCACCUCCCAUCCCAUCGCCAGUCCUACGGGCAACGGAUCCGGCCUGGCCACGCCGGGAACCACGUCCCCGGGGCUCAGCGGCGGGAGCAGCCCCCCCGCACCGGGAGCCUUCAGCCUGCAGGUCCCGUCUCUCGCCUCCUCCUCCUCCUCGUCCUCCUCGCCCAGGCUGCCGGGCUCCGCGCUGUGCUUCGGGGCGCCGCUCCUGGGCAGCCUCCACGACCUCCCUGGCGCUUAUGGACUGGGCACUUCUGCGUUCGAGCCUUACACGCGCCUGGAAAGGAAAGACAAUUCCAUACCCAGCAAGAAGCCGAGCCCUUAAACCGAAACGAGUGUCAAAAAGGCUCCCCCCAAACCCACCAACCCCCGCCUCCAUGCACCCCACAUCCCGCACCGGGGGUGGUUUGGCAAAUAGGAUGUGGAAAACCAUUGAUCACCCGUCCGGGUGUGCGUGCGAGUGUGCACACAUGUGUAAGUGUGCAUACACGUAUGUAAGUGUGUACACAUGUAUGUAAGUGUGCACAUGUGUGUGUGAGUGUGCACGCCCCAUCCACACCGAUACAGCCGUGGAGGACACCCUGAAGCUCCUCGCCCCAGUGCUGAUGCUGGACCUGGUCGGGGGGGUCCUGUGUGUCCCGUGUCACCGGUGCUGCCCCAUCCCGCAUCUCUCGUCCUGAUGGAUCUGCCAGGGCCACAUCAUCCCCUCUGCAGGUAUCACCCAUUCGGGGUCUGGAAAAUGAUGCUGUGGUCUGUGCUGUGUGGGCUGGGAGAGGAGCAGCUCCGGGGGGACAUUCGGGGGCUGUUGGAGCCCCCGUGGUCUUUUGGUGCCUCUUACAGAUGGGACCCCUGAGCCCUGGUCCCUCUGGGCUGCCAGUCGGUGUUGGGGUCACUGCUGAAGCCCCGGGGAGCAAGGGGGCACCCCAAAAGUGCUGGGCUCUGUCCCUGCCUGGCCACGGUGUCCUUGGGCCUCGGUUUCCCCACCUGCAAAGGGCUUUGUGCUAUGGAUGAGCUUGUCUUGGAGCAUCCCAGUCCCCCUGCACUGUUCCCAUGGGAUGCUCAUCCUCUGAGGGGAGAUGGGAGGCUCAGGGGGAACUGAUGGUGCUGGUGAUGUCUCAGUGACCACCCUGGCUCAUGAGACAGCCCCAGGCUUGUCCUGAGCUAAACCACCGUCUAGAUCCUCUUUUGGUGCUGUCCCAGUGUGGCAAAGCCCCCGGGAUGCUGAGGAGCCCCUGACCCAAGGAUACCCCACCAAGGGGGAUAUGGAUGUAUGGACAGUUGUGACACUGGAUCUGCCCCUCUGGGUCGGGCCAGGGGGGCUCUUUGUCAUCAGUGGGUACCCAAAGCCCCCAUAGCCCCAUCCUGGGGUGCUGGGUGCUCAGCACUGUCACUGCAGUGAGCCCCAUCCUGAGCACAACCCCCUCCCAUUCCUCCCAUCACCAAGCAGGGCCCUGGGGCACCCUCAGCUGCUCUUCCCACCUCAGCACCCAGAUCCCAGAGGGUGAGGACGACUUCCCACGGGGCAGGAUUUGGCCUCGGGUGUGUGGUGCUGGGGCUGCUCUCAGGCUUGGGGAUGUGGGAAGAGGUGUGAGCUCCAUAGGGUUGAUGGUGGGCUUGGAGCUGUGAUAGCUUCGCCUUGGCUGGGUACCCUUUGGUGGCACCACCCUGGCUGGAUGCUCUGUGGUGGCAUCACCUUUCGGGAUGCUCCAUGGCACAGCCCUGGGGUGACACUGCUGUAACAGGAGCUGGGUGAUGCCCCAAGACCUGUCCCAUCACUCAGGACCUGCCAUGGGACUCAUCCCCCCAAACCCCAACCCAAGGGGCUCCUGCAUCCCCCCGCUGCGGUUUGAUGUCUAAUAACCACAAUCACCAUGGACUGACCCCCAGCCUGGCCUGAGGGGUGCAGCCCCCCUGCCCUGUCCCAAUGGGGGGGGACACAUCUCGCGUGUGCCCCGGAUUGUGAAGGGAGAUAUUUAAAAUAAAGGAUUUUAUGGAAAGUUU
This is a messenger RNA of Strigops habroptila (Kakapo), 2639 nucleotides long. It is a transcript of the gene VAX2, whose product is annotated as ventral anterior homeobox 2. NCBI's taxonomy places the organism in Eukaryota, Metazoa, Chordata, Aves, Psittaciformes, Psittacidae. The coding region runs from base 1 to 963 and encodes 320 amino acids. The transcript is spliced from 3 exons. Gene Ontology annotation, biological process: regulation of DNA-templated transcription; brain development; central nervous system development. The record is from RefSeq and is a predicted model, not a curated record. Gene Ontology annotation, molecular function: DNA-binding transcription factor activity, RNA polymerase II-specific; DNA binding.